This is a messenger RNA of Phialemonium atrogriseum, 1167 nucleotides long. Its product is annotated as 40 kDa peptidyl-prolyl cis-trans isomerase. Bases 1 to 1167 code for a protein of 388 amino acids. The transcript is spliced from 2 exons. Gene Ontology annotation, biological process: protein folding; protein peptidyl-prolyl isomerization. Gene Ontology annotation, molecular function: peptidyl-prolyl cis-trans isomerase activity; protein binding. Lineage: Eukaryota; Fungi; Ascomycota; Sordariomycetes; Cephalothecales; Cephalothecaceae. The record is from RefSeq and is a predicted model, not a curated record.
AUGUCGACUUCGGAGGGAGCCAAAGAAGCUCGCACCCGCGUCUUCUUCGAUGUGAAAAUCGGCAAUAAGGAUGCCGGGAAAAUCGUUUUCGAGCUCUUCAACGACGUUGUCCCGAAGACGGCAGAGAACUUCCGCGCUCUCUGCACCGGCGAGAAGGGAACUACCUCGUCCGGCAAGCCGCUGCACUACAAGGGGUCCGGGUUCCACCGCGUGAUCAAGCAGUUCAUGGUCCAGGGUGGUGACUUCACCGAGGGCAAUGGAACAGGCGGGGAGUCCAUCUACGGCGCGAAAUUCGAGGACGAGAAUUUCAACCUGAAGCACGACCGUCCCUUCCUGCUGUCCAUGGCAAAUGCCGGUCCGGGCACCAACGGCUCCCAAUUCUUCAUAACUACCGUGCCCACCCCUCACCUUGACGACAAGCACGUCGUCUUCGGCCAGGUGCUCAGCGGCAAGUCGAUAGUCCGCCGGCUCGAGAACCUGCCAACUCAUGCGGGCGACAAGCCGCAGAGUGAGGCCAUCAUCGCCGACUGCGGCGAGCUCUCCCCCGGCGACGCCGUCGCCGCCGCCGAAGCCAAGACGGCCGACGCCUACGGCGACAAGUACGAGGACUUCCCCGAGGACGAGGCCACCGACGGCCAGCCGCUGUCGGCGCAGAAGGUGCUCGCCAUCGCCACCGACUGCAAGGACUUUGGCAACAAGGCCUUCAAGGCCGGCGACGCCAGCGCCGCCCUCGACAAGUACCAGAAGGGCAUCCGCUACCUCGACGAGGACCCGGACGUGGAGAACGAGCCCGCCGAGGCCGUCGCCGCCGCACGCGCCCUGCGCGCCACCCUCAACAGCAACGCCGCGCUCAUGGGCAUCAAGCUCGGCGCCUGGGACGACGCCGUCCGGGCCGCCACCGCCGCCCUCGCCGCCCUCGACACUGCGGCGGAUAACAACAACAACAACGGCAACAAUGGCGGCAAGGACCGCGCCAAGGCGCUGUACCGCCGCGGGCUCGCGCACGUGCGCCUCAGGGACGAGGAGUCGGCCCUCGCCGACCUCGAGGAGGCCGCGCGCCUCGCCCCCGACGACGCCGCCGUCCGGAACGAGCUGGCCGCCGUCAAGACGGCUGCCGCCGCGAGGCGGGCGAAGGAGAAGGCUGCGUAUAAGAAGUUCUUUGAGUGA